AUGGCCGCGGCCACAGAGGAUUCCAUUCCCGAUCAUCGUGAAAAAUUUGAUACAUCCCAAACGAUGCCGUUCAAACUUGAUGACGUGGCAGCUGAUGUGAAUGUUGUAUCAGAAACGGCGUCGUUGAAGGAAGCAGAAUCUUUUCCUGAUCGAGAAAAACAAACUAUGAAUAUCGGGGUCGAAACGGCGUCGUUGAUAGGUUCGGUUGAAGGUGAUGACGUGGCAGCUGAUUCUUCUUCUUCCGUUAAACCUACCGUCGUAGAGCCGAUAAUCUACUGCAGAAGGAAAAAUAAACAUGGAGGAAAGAGUAAUGUAGCGUUGAAGAAACCGUUAGAGGAUGAAACAAACGAAGGAACUGGGAAAGGUGAUGAUGUCGUGGCAGAUGGAGGUUCUGAUUCUGUUCCGCCGGAGAAGACUAAACGCGGCGUAAAGAGGAAGACGGAGAAGGAAGAUGAAGUUGGUGAAGGUGAUGACGUGGUGGCGGGAGGUUCAGGUUUAGGUUCUGUUAAUGUGACUGUGAGGAAGAGUGAACGUCCUAGGAAGAUUAAAUCGGUUCCGGAGGGUUUUGUGUCGGAGAUGGAUGUGGCACUGAUGAAGAACGAAACUCGUGAAAGGAAGAAGGCGAUAAUGGAUGUUUUUAAUGCGGUAAUUGCUGCAGGAAAAGAGGAAGAUGUGAUGAAAGAGGAGAAGAAACCGGGUAGAAAAAGGAAGAAUGAUUAUAGUUCUGAAGAAGAAUAUAAAAGGAAGAAUGAUUAUAGUUCUGAAGAAGAAUAUAAACCUGAACUAGAUGAGGAAAAUGUGAAGAAAGAAAAGAAGAAAUCUAGUAGAAAAAGGAAGAAUGAUUAUAGUUCUGAAGAAGAUUAUAAACAUGAACUAGAUAGGGAAAAUGUGAAGAAAGAAAAGACGAAACCUAUUAGAAAGAGUAAGAAAGUUUCUAGUUCAGAAGAAGAAAAUAAAGCUGUACUUGAUAAGAAAAAUGUAAAGAAAGAAAAGAAGAAACCCGGUAUAAAAAAGAAGGUAGUUUCUAGUUCUGAAGAAAAUGAAGCUGCAAAAGAGAGGGAAAUUGGUGGUUUUAUCAAGAAAGAGAAGAAAACACCUGGUGGAAAAAUUAAGAUUGAAAAGAAUGAUCUGGUCUCUGAAAAGCAGUCUGAGAGUGAUGUGGUGAAGGUAGAGAAACAGGACUCUCCUGAAAUUGUAACUGAAACUGAAACGCCAUUGUCUCGUGAUAAUAAAGGUUAUUCUUUACGGGGGACUAGAAACAAGAAACCUACAAUUGUUGAACAUGUGGUGCCAAAAUUCAAUAAGAGAAAUGCUAAGUGGGUUGAAGAGGAGUCAUUAAUGUGCCAUCAAUGCCAGAGAAAUGAUAAGGGUAGGGUUGUCAGAUGCACUAGCUGCAAACGGAAAAGAUUUUGCAUACAUUGUAUAAAUAAUUGGUAUCCUAACUGGAAAGAGGACGAAAUUGCUGAGAAAUGUCCGGUGUGCUGUGGUAAUUGCAAUUGCAAAGCAUGCUUGCGAUCAUGUGUACUUGUCAAUGAAAUAAAAGAGAAGAAGACAAAAACCAACAAAGAUCACGAGGUUGGGCCCUCCAAGUAUAUGCUAAAAGAACUUCUUCCGCAUUUAAUACGAUUGGAUGAGGAACAAAUGACCGAGAAGGAGAUAGAAGCGAAAAGACAAGGGCUCCCACUAUCGGAGCUAAAAAUAAAAGUAGCAGAUUACUCUAAAGAUGAGCGCGUGUACUGUGAUAACUGCAAAACGUCAAUAUUUGACUACCACAGAAGCUGUACAAAAUGCUCAUUUGACAUCUGUCUUCUCUGUUGCUGCGAGCUUCGUGGUGGCAAGCUUCUAGGUGGUGAUGAUCCAAUUGAGUUUGAGUUUAUCUUCCGAGGGCGUGAUUAUCUGCAUGGUGGAGAUGAAGAGAGACAAGACAGAAAAAAGAAACCUUGUUCUGCAACCCAGCCCGAGAUUCGUGAAUGGUCAAAAUCCAGGUGGCAUGCAGAUACUGAUGGUAACAUUCCUUGUCCAAAAACCAAUAAUGAUUGUGACCAUGGUUUCCUUGAACUGAGAAGCAUACUUCAACCAAAUUGCAUAUCUGAGUUAGUAUGUAAAGCAAAAGAACUUGUAGAGGAAGCAACGAAACUUCAAGAUGCAGAGGAGACUCUUGAUAAUUGGUGUUCUUGUUUAAAGUCUAGGGAUUCAGAUGAUAUCCACACUAACACAAGGAAGGCAGCUUUUCGUGAAGAAUCCAGCGAUAACUUUUUAUACUGUCCUAGGGCUGUAGAUCUACAUCAUGAGGAUUUAAGACAUUUUCAAUUGCACUGGAGCAAAGGGGAACCUGUAAUUGUCAGCAAUGUACUUGAAUGUACAUCUGGUUUAAGCUGGGAACCACUUGUCAUGUGGCGUGCAUUCCGUCAGAUAAGCAACACCAAGCAUAAAACACUUUUGGAUGUGACGGCAAUUGAUUGCUUAGAUUGGUGUGAGGGAGAGAUUAAUGUGCACAAAUUCUUUACUGGGUACACAGAGGGUCGUAAGGAUUGGAGUAAUUGGCCUCAGGUUUUGAAAUUGAAAGAUUGGCCUCCUUCUAAUUUAUUCGAGGAAAGCUUGCCUCGUCAUUGUGCCGAGUUCAUAUAUUCUUUGCCUUAUAAAGAAUACACAGAUCCUUUCAAGGGCGCCCUUAACCUUGCUGUGAAGUUGCCUGAAGGUGUUCUAAAGCCAGACAUGGGCCCAAAAACAUACAUUGCUUAUGGAUUUGCUCAAGAACUUGGGCGGGGUGAUUCUGUGACUAAGCUCCAUUGUGAUAUGUCUGAUGCAGUAAAUGUGUUGACUCAUAUUGCUAAAGUUGAAUUGAAACCUGAGAGUAUUAAUGCCAUCAAGAAACUGAAACAAAAGCACCUCAAGCAAGACCAAAGGGAGCUACAUCUACAUGGUGAUAAUCAGGAUGGACAAACCAACGUUAGCAUGCUUGAUAAUUCAUCGUCUUCCAAAAAUGCAUCAGACGAGCAGAAUAGAGUCAUGGAUAAUGAAAAUGGGUUAUGCAAUGAGAAGGCGGCUGAUCCUGUUCAUCAACACUCAGGUGCAGAUAAUGACGGCCUUUCUUCUGCAUCAAAGCUCAAAGAGGUUGAUAAAGUGAUUGUGAAUAAAGAUAAUAGUUUGUUGGUUGGGGAUGAUUCUUUAGAUGGGGCUCUCUGGGAUAUUUUUCGGAGAGACGAUGUACCAAAAUUGGAGGAAUAUCUAAAGAAGCAUUUUAGAGAGUUCAGGCAUGCCCAUUGCUCUCCUAUAAAGCAGGUUGUUCACCCCAUCCACGAUCAAACCUUUUAUUUGAGCAUUGAGCAUAAGAAGAGACUUAAGGAGGAGUAUGGAAUUGAGCCCUGGACUUUUGUUCAGAAGCUAGGAGACGCUGUUUUCAUUCCAGCUGGUUGUCCCCACCAAGUCCGUAAUCUUAAGUCAUGCACCAAGGUUGCUCUUGACUUUGUCUCUCCUGAAAAUGUCGGCGAGUGCUUUCGCUUGACAGAGGAAUUCCGCAAACUUCCAAUAAAUCAUAGGUCCACCGAGGACAAAUUGGAGGUGAAGAAAAUGAUUAUAUAUGCUAUGCUUGACCUGGUCGACACCUUGGAGAAAGCAAGGUUCCUGUGUAAAUUGUAA
Lathyrus sativus (Indian pea) is the source of this 3639-nucleotide messenger RNA. NCBI's taxonomy places the organism in Eukaryota, Viridiplantae, Streptophyta, Magnoliopsida, Fabales, Fabaceae. The record is from the annotation of a GenBank genome assembly.